CUACCAGAGAGCGCAAAGGCCUUUUGGCUACUACCACAAGUUUCCGGGAUGGAUUCUUCCAAUGAUCUAGCCGUACACUCCAGUGGACCGGCGCCCCGGCUCCGAGACGUCGAGGAAUCAUCWUCGCAACCGCCGCUGCCCGAGGAGGAGAACAAUGACAGACGGCCUUCGGAAGCCACGGGGACAGAAUCGCCCUCCCCRAAAAGGCCUAGGAUCGAGGGCCGCGAAACCGGUGAGAACGCUGCGGGAACCGCUAGGACGACCGUUGUGGAAWCGUCGUCCCAGUCGUCGUCGUCGUCGUUGCCCGGCGGAGGGAACAGCCCGGGAGGUGGCGACGGCAACGAUGCCGAUCCGCAGCAGCAGCAGCAGCAGGAGGAGGAGGAGGAACAAGAACCACGACCGAGCGGGGGCACCGACCAAGCGGUCCAGCGCCUGGAUUCGGAAGACCUGGACCUGGAGGACGACGGGUCCAACUCGGACGACGAACUCCUCUUUCAACAAAUCCUGGCGGCGGCGAGAGCGGGGAGAAUACCGUUGGAAUACCUAGCUGCCCACGGCAUCAACAUCGAGUUCGACGACGGACCGGUGGAGUACCCGUUCGACGAGCCGCCGRCGUCGAUCAAGGACGUUGCGAACUUUAUCCGAUCAGAAAAAUGCCAGCGAAUCCUGGUCUUGGCGGGGUAAGUCUGCGGACCGGUAUUUGCUGUGUUGCGUUGCCUUUACGGCGUUUUGUGGCUGCGCAUUCUUCCUUCUCUGGCCAAUAACAGAACCAAACCUUGUAGUGUGAUGAAAAAUACCCCACGUGCUGGUCUCAUUGAUUGACUGAUUCAUUUAUUCAUUYGCUACGUGCAUCGAACCAUGGAUUGCCCACGUUCUUGCUGCGACACGAUGCCACAUUACCAUUUUUCACGAAAACGAAGGGCCGGAAUGUCGGUAGCAUCGGGCAUUCCGGAUUUCCGGAGCUCGAAUGGUUUGUACGCAACCCUGGACGCGUCCAAACUGACAGCCACCCCCGAACAGGUGGAACAAAUCAGGGCCGAUCCGAGCUAUUCGCUGGACCAGCACUUGUUCAUGGAAAACCCGCUGCCGUGCCUGGAGGUGAACCGAGAAUUCAUCCUGGGCGUUCGGGAACGMCGGUGGAAGGCCACGCUGGCCCAUCGGUUUGUGGAGAUGCUGCGGACGAGGGUCACCAACAAAGAAGGAGGGGGCAAGCUCGUCCGAUUAUACACGCAAAACAUCGACGGCCUGGAGGACCAGUGCGAGGGCAUCGGUCACCAGAGGCGCAUCGCCGUCCACGGUUCGAUGGACGAGGCAGAGUGCGCCACCUGCGGGGCCGCGAUGGACUUUGACGUCUUUUGCGGGAGGGUCAAAACGCAGAUCAAGGACAUUCUGGGAAAAGAUCCCUCGGCCCCUUUGCAAUCGACCCCCAUUGUUUGCGAGUCGUGCGGUGCCGGAACGGUCAAGCCCUCCAUCGUUCUCUUCCGGUCGCGCCUGCCGGACGUCUUCUUCCAGAACGUCCCGAACGACAUCAAGAACAUCGACCUGCUCCUGGUCCUGGGAACCUCGCUCGCGGUGGCACCGGCCAACAGCCUCGUCAUGAAAAUCCCCCGAUCGUCCAUGAGGGUUUUGAUGAACCGAGAGCCCGUGGGGUGGCACCUGGGUCUGGACUACGAGUCCAACGACCGCGACUACUUUGCGGAGGGCGACUGCGAAACCAGCGCGCUGGAUUUCAUGGAGGAGCUGGGGUGGCUGGAAGACCUGAAACCCCUGAUGGAUCGAUCGGAAUUCCCGGAAUCCAGUUCGAAGCUGCUGCGGGAACGGCUGGAACGGGUUCGGCAACAACAGGAACAACAAAAGCAGGUGCAAAUACCUCCGGAGGACCAACAAAGAGUGGUUGAGGAUGGCAAGGAGUAAGAAGGUUGACAAAUCAAUCUUUUUAUCCAUUAUUAAUUAACACAAUACAUAUGA
Pseudo-nitzschia multistriata is the source of this 1968-nucleotide messenger RNA. NCBI's taxonomy places the organism in Eukaryota, Bacillariophyta, Bacillariophyceae, Bacillariales, Bacillariaceae. The record is from the annotation of a GenBank genome assembly.